Messenger RNA from Histoplasma mississippiense, 3483 nucleotides. RefSeq lists its product as hypothetical. NCBI's taxonomy places the organism in Eukaryota, Fungi, Ascomycota, Eurotiomycetes, Onygenales, Ajellomycetaceae. Gene Ontology annotation, molecular function: nucleic acid binding; ATP binding. The record is from RefSeq and is a predicted model, not a curated record. Bases 1 to 3483 code for a protein of 1160 amino acids. The transcript has 3 exons.
AUGGUCGGGAGUAAGUAUAUCGGUCACAUGACCACGCCAACGCUGCCGGUGGAAGUGGCAGCCACUACCACUCUCCCAACCAAGACUCACGAUGGGACGAGCGCCGCUCCAUUGCAGCCCCCCAAAGGCAAAAGAGGACGACGCUCUGCAUCGUCAUCCUCGAGGACUAGUAGCACUUCUUCCAGAGGCCGGCCGAAAAAACCACCUGCUACUUCUACUCCGUCAAUUCCCUGGCCUGAACCUUUCAAACUCCUCGCUCAAACGCAUCGCGCCCUCAACCUUGUUUACACCUUCUGUUCUGCGCGAAAGCACUUUGCGACGACGUUUGAUAAUAUCAAAGCAGCUGCUGAAGCGCAGACAGGCGGACGUAAACUGAGUGUUGAAGAUGCGGCCAGGGUCAAGGUGUUGAUUCCGCGGUCAGUAAGAUUCGAAAGUGUUGAUAAGGGAGUUGUAGAUCUUGUCGGGGUGAAUGAGGCCAAAGGUACAGGGAAGAUUUGGAGGGAUUUGGAGAUUGAGGGGAUGGGUCAUGACGCCGAGGCCAGCGAAGGUCUAAAUCCAGAUGGUGGUGGUGACGUGUUGAUAUUUGAAUUUGUGGAUGGGGAUUUGAAGAAGGAUCCCCAGCAGAAUUCUUCUCGUAGGAGAUCGAAAACGGACGACAUUAGAGUUCCUGUCUACAGCCAGAAACACAUGGUGACUCUGAUUGAGAAACGAAAUAAAAAAUUUUCAGACGCUGUUGAUGCCUUCCUUGCUAAGUGUCAGGAUGAGGAUGUCGAUCCCGUCGAGAAGCUGGAGGCUGAUAAAGAUAUGUACGUUCCUGUGUUGCAUCGCAGCGGUGCUAACAAUCUUGCAGCGAUGAGAUUGCCGGCACAGAUCCCUAAGGAACGCGCAACUAUUGCAGAAAUUAUUGCUAGUAUCAGAGAAAUGGAAUGGUACACUGAUCAGAUAGUACCCGAUGGACAUCGGGUCUUUGACCCACAGCCAGCCGUUUACGGUGAUCUGACAUUUGCUAUUUCACAGAGUCUGGUCAACGCUCUAUAUAAUACCCGAGGCAUUACACAGUUCUAUUCACACCAGGCGGAAGCCAUCAAUAAUCUCCAUGACGGGCAUAAUGUCAUUGUUUCUACUUCAACAAGCUCAGGGAAGUCCCUUAUUUACCAGGUUCCAAUGUUGCAUGAGCUGGAACAGGAUCCUCGCAGCAGAGGGAUGUACAUCUUUCCGACAAAGGCGCUUGCUCAGGAUCAACGCCGAAGCCUAAAGGAAUUACUGGGGUAUAUCGAAGGCUUAGAGCAUUUGCUCGUGGAAACAUUUGAUGGUGACACGCCCAUGGCAGAUAGAAACGUGAUUAGAGAAGAGGCACGAAUUAUUUUCACCAAUCCGGACAUGCUACACAUUACAAUAUUGCCUCAAGAAUCCUCUUGGCGGACUUUUUUGAAGAACUUGAAAUAUGUAGUUGUGGAUGAACUUCAUGUUUAUAACGGUCUUUUCGGUUCCCACGUUGCCUUCAUUAUGAGACGGCUACGGCGAAUAUGCGCUGCAGUUGGAAACCGCCAUAUCAGGUUCAUAUCUUGUUCAGCCACGGUUGCGAAUCCCGAAGAACAUAUGAAAACAAUAUUUGGGAUUGAUGAUGUGAGAUUAACAGAUAUCGACGGGUCACCCUCCGGAAGAAAGGAAUUUAUAUGCUGGAACACUCCGUUUCGUGAUCCUGGAGACCCGUCUUCUGGUCGUGGUAACAGUAUCCAGGAGAGUUCCCGUUUGUUCUGCCAACUGAUCCUGAGAGGUGUACGCGUGAUUGCCUUCUGUCGGAUUCGGAAACAGUGUGAAUUGUUGUUAGCUGCUGUUAGAGAUGAGCUUAAAAGCCUAGAUCGAAUCAAUGUCUCGCGAUUUGUGAUGGGUUAUCGCGGCGGCUACAGUCCGCAGGAUAGGCGAAAAAUAGAGCGAGAUAUGUUUGAGGGAAAAUUACUUGGGAUCGUCGCCACAAAUGCACUCGAGCUAGGUGUGGAUAUCGGCUCACUCGAUGCUGUAAUAACGCAUGGAUUCCCUUACUCUAUCUCAAAUCUACGCCAACAAAGUGGGCGUGCCGGGCGUAGAAACAAAGACUCUGUCUCUAUUCUCGUCGGUGAUUCCUACGCAACUGAUCAAUAUUACAUGCGAAACCCGGACGAACUCUUUACGAAGCCCAAUUGCGAACUUCAGGUGGAUUUACGGAAUGAGUUGGUACUUGAGGGUCAUGUCCAGUGUGCUGCUUUCGAAAUGCCAAUCAAGCCGGACGAAGAUACUGAAUACUUCGGUCCACAACUCCACGAUUUUGCAUGUACACGACUUACCAAAGAUAGCUUAGGCUUUUACCAUUGUCACGAACGAUUCCGCCCUCACCCUUCGAAAUGCGUUGCUAUUCGAGUCACUGAAAAUAAUCAUUAUGCAAUCAUCGACACAACUAACAACAGAAAUGCCGUCAUUGAAGAAAUUGAGGAAUCGAGAGUAAUUUUCAGUAUCUAUGAAGGAGGUAUUUUCUUUCACCAAGGACAUCCAUACAUGGUUAAGGAACUCAAUACCGACAAGCGCUUUGCCCGUGUCAUCCGGGUUCAUGUGGACUGGACGACCCAACAACGCGAUAUCACGGACAUCGAUCCCAUCGAAACCGAAGCUAUAAGACGCAUCAGUAGUACGGCCAACACCAAAGCCUUUUUUGGCGCUAUCAAAAUUCGAGCGAUUGUCUAUGGCUACUUCAAACUGGAUAAAAAGGGUCGAAUUCUUGACGCUGUGGCGCUUGAUAAUCCGCCAAUUGAAAUCCUGAGCAAGGGAAUGUGGCUAGACGUCCCUAAAAAAGCGCUGGAUAUCUUGAAGGCCCGCAACCUUAACGCAGCCGCAGCCAUCCAUGCCGCGGAACACGCGAUCCUGUCUCUCAUGCCAACAUACAUCAUUUCGUCGCCUGGCGAUGUCCGCACAGAGUGCAAAGUUGCUGUUAAAGAAUUAGGCCCAAAACACCAACAAGCGAUGAACCAAACCAGAUCCCAAAAUGUUAAGCCUCCUCCCAUACCUGCCCGUCAACGCCCCGCCCGACUAACUUUCUAUGACGCCAAGGGCGGGUCAUCGGGCUCGGGAAUUGCUGCGAAGGCAUUCGAAUUCGUCGACAGUCUGCUCCGACGGGCACUGGGCCGGAUUGAAGCAUGCCAAUGCACGAGUCCGCAAGGGUGCAUCGAGUGUGUUUGUGAUGAACGGUGCAAGGAGAUGAAUGUUGUCAUGAGUAAGGCCGGCGCUGGCGUGGUGCUGAAGUGUUUGCUUGGGAUAGAAGUUGAUGUGGAAGCGCUGCCAUGGGGGGAAGAUGUGCUGGGAGAUCGCGGCGUUGCAAGCGACGUGGCCUCAAUCCAGGAGGGGAAGGAGUUGGCUGGGGGCUUGGAGACUAUUGUUGAGGCUAUGGAGGUUUCAGCAAGGCCGGGUGCUCGCGCUCGGAUUUAUGGGGUGGAAGGGGUGGUUGAAGGAUGA